UUCAUUUUUUCAACUCAUUGUCAUAAACACCAACUGAUCUGCAAUAAACAAAAAUGGCGCCUAAAGUCCUGAGAUUCCCAUCGGAAGAAGCCACCGCCAUUGCUCUAGCUAACUACAUAGCCGAUCUGUCUGCGAAAUCUAUCGCCGCACACGGCUCCUUCUCCGUCGUGCUCUCCGGCGGUACUUUAUUCGAUACCACCAGGAAGUUACUGGAGCCUCCGUAUAUUAAGUCGAUAGAUUGGUCGAAAUGGUUGAUAUUCUUUUUGGAUGAACGUGUUGUUCCUCUUGAUCAUCCUGAUUCAAAUUAUAAGCUUGCUUAUGAUGGAUUUCUCAGUAAGGUACCAAUACCCAAAUCUAACAUCUAUCCCAUCAAAGAAAACCUGUCACCCGAGGAAGCAGCCGAAGAAUACGAGCAGCGACUAAAACAAUUAGUAGCAAACAAUACGCUAAAAACAUCACCAACUACAGGGUUUGCUAAAUUCGAUUUGAUGUUAGUUGGAAUGGGUCCAGACGGGCACGUUGCAUCUCUAUUCUGCUGGCAUUUUCAGCGAUUCGAGAAGCAAAAAUGGGUGACUUUUAUUACAGAUUCACCCAAACCGCCACCUCCUAGAAUCACUUUUACUUUCCCUCUAAUCAAUUCAGCAUCGGAAAUCGCGUUGGUGGUGGUUGGUGAAGAGAAAGCGGAUGCGGUGAAGGUGGCGUUGGGUGAACAUGCUUCGUAUGGUUACCCGUUGCCUGUGCAGAAGGUCUCACCUGAAGGAAAUCUCACAUGGUUUUUGGACAAUGGUGCUACUUCGCGGCUGUAAUUUUGUUUGAUACGAUCUUUGUGUUAGUUGGUAUGGUGUUUGCAUUUUCUCAAGAUCUUUAAGCAUUUUGUUGGUUGAAAUAAAUUGACAUGCGAUUUUCAUUCAAACUCAAAACUGCAGGUUAUUAGAUUAGGAUAUAUCAAGAGAAUUGCUAUGUUUGGUAGCGCGAAUGAUCAAACAUCUGCUGCUUAUUUAGUUAAUUAGAAGUUAAUUGGAUGAUUAAACUGUUGAUUUGAUCAAUGGUGACAUGAAUGAGUAGAUGUAAUUUUAACUUGUUUUAUAUA
Messenger RNA from Helianthus annuus (common sunflower), 1090 nucleotides. Its product is annotated as probable 6-phosphogluconolactonase 4, chloroplastic. The record is from RefSeq and is a predicted model, not a curated record. Bases 54 to 806 code for a protein of 250 amino acids. Gene Ontology annotation, molecular function: 6-phosphogluconolactonase activity. The transcript has 3 exons. NCBI's taxonomy places the organism in Eukaryota, Viridiplantae, Streptophyta, Magnoliopsida, Asterales, Asteraceae. Gene Ontology annotation, biological process: carbohydrate metabolic process; pentose-phosphate shunt.